Molecule: messenger RNA, 1191 nt
Organism: Wallemia mellicola CBS 633.66
Lineage: Eukaryota; Fungi; Basidiomycota; Wallemiomycetes; Wallemiales; Wallemiaceae
Exons: 2
Coding region: 1-1191 (396 amino acids)
Source: RefSeq, a predicted model, not a curated record
AUGCGAAUUGGUACAUUCUUCACGAAAUCUGCAGAUCAACUGCAAAAAAGAAUAGCAACAUUAGAAAACACCAAUAAACUCCUAGCAUUAUCAAAAAAUACGCCUAAUUUCACACAAAUUCUCUCAUCAAAUGGUAUAGGAUGCCUUACAGACGCAUUUAGAGCGCGUUCAAUUGAUAAUGUAUAUUCCUUAUCAUAUGUGGAGUUACCAAGUAAUGUUAUACCAUUCCAUGCAGCUAUUAGCGGUCGUAACGCGCCCACUGUUGGUCGUUGGAUCAGAAAGCAUGUUAUCGAUGACGAUAAUCUCGGUGAACUGCCUGAUUUUACCAGAUGGAAUGCAAAUGAAAAUAAGGGAACAGGCAUAUGGUCAGGCAGACGCUCUAGAAGUGUGGCACUCCCUUCUCAACUCGAUAGCAAUGUAUUAAGCUCUGAUUCAAUAAAGUCGCUGGUAUACUUUACAGAACCACACAGUGAGGAUUUCGUGCACUCUUUGCAUGAGAGAUUUCCUAAGGCGAAGAAACUAGGUAUAAAUCUACCACAUACACCUUUUGAAACAGGUUUACCACAGACUCUAGUCUUCCCAGGCGGUUCUGUCGUCGGUGGUGGCUUAAUAGGCUUUGGAAGCACCGAGUGCAUCAAGAAAGAUGCACCUACUAUCAAUUUUGACGGCUAUUCAUCUUUCUCAGACGUAAUGGAAGUGACGAACGCGUCAGGUAACAUAAUUCUGACAUUAAAUAAUGCCAACGCAUGUAGACAACUUCUCGAAUUGCUUAAUAAGAACAGGGUUGACAAAGAGGAUGAGUAUUACUUGGCAGCAUACACCAACGAGGGAAGCAUCAAGAGUAUACAUAGAAUAACCAGUGGUGAUCCAUCCAGAGGCGCAAUUGCACUCGACACGACUGAAGAUUUGACACUCAGUCACAAAGUGCAGUUCAUGAAGCGUGAAAGCACCUCUACUGUAGCUGAAAUUGAUCCAACACCUGCUAAAACAACAUCACCUAGCAUUAGCGUUAUAUCGUCAAAGUAUCCAUUACUUUCAUUACCCCUCGAAGACGCUAUCACAACUCAAGACUACGUCCACAUCGAAAAUGAAUUCAUAAUUGCAUCUGAAUUGGGUUUCAACACCAGUACAAACCCAGAACACACACCUUGGUCAUGUAAUGUCGAAUCAAGUGCGAAUUUAUUGUUGUAA